Messenger RNA from Gigantopelta aegis, 7033 nucleotides. Its product is annotated as transmembrane protein 165-like. Gene Ontology annotation, biological process: Golgi calcium ion transport; manganese ion transmembrane transport; calcium ion transmembrane transport. Gene Ontology annotation, cellular component: Golgi apparatus. The transcript is spliced from 7 exons. NCBI's taxonomy places the organism in Eukaryota, Metazoa, Mollusca, Gastropoda, Neomphalida, Peltospiridae. Gene Ontology annotation, molecular function: manganese ion transmembrane transporter activity; calcium ion transmembrane transporter activity. The coding region runs from base 163 to 1101 and encodes 312 amino acids. The record is from RefSeq and is a predicted model, not a curated record.
GGAGUUUUACCGUCAUUAAAUUUUCUCAAAAAACUUAAAAAUCUAAACGAAAUUGAAAUUUAACGUUUAGUAAUUUUGUUAUUAACGUUUUGUUUGUUUUUAUGUUUGGUAACAUAUAUUUAUUUAUACUUAAAAUUGCCGUGUAUCCCUUGUUCUGAAAAUAUGAAUCUACAAAUGUUUUUGUCGACUUCAGGAUGUUGCAAAAUAUCAAAAAUAAUUUUGAUUUUUGUAUUGUUUCUUCAUGUAAUAUCUUUGUAUGAGGUGUCUUCUAAUUCUGAUGUCAACAGUGUUGAUGGACUUGGUAGACAUUUACUUAAGGACAGCGACUUGCACAAACACAAAGACUCUAGUAAAGAAGAGACCUCUGAUGAGCAUGGGUUUUUCCACAUGUUAAAGAAAAGGGGUUCAAACCUUGGUUUCAUCCAUGCGUUUGUUGCAUCUUUGUCUGUGAUCAUUGUGUCGGAACUGGGUGACAAGACAUUUUUUAUUGCUGCCAUCAUGGCGAUGAGACAUUCAAGAUUGACUGUUCUUGCUGGUGCACUUGGUGCUCUUGUUCUCAUGACAGUUUUAUCAUCUCUUUUAGGUUACGCAACUACUGUGAUUCCAAGAAAAUACACUCUUUAUGCUUCAUCGAUUCUGUUUGGUGUAUUUGGUUUGAAGAUGUUACGAGAAGCUUGGGUAAUGUCAGCUGAAGAGGCUCAGGAGGAAUUCAAUGAAGUACAAGCCGAUUUAAAAAAGAAGGAAGACGAGAUAGCACAGCGGAAUGCCCCGGUACAGGAUAUAGAAACUGGUAUUAUUCGAACACCAGGUCGACAGUUUGUAUCGGGAAUUUUAUCAACAGUUUUUCUUCAGUCCUUCACAUUGACCUUUUUAGCAGAAUGGGGAGACAGAUCACAGAUAGCUACUAUUGCUCUAGCAGCCAGAGAAGAUAUAUGGGGUGUACUUAUUGGAGGCUCCCUGGGCCACGCCCUGUGCACUGGACUUGCUGUUGUAGGUGGGCGAAUGAUAGCUCAGAGGAUCUCUAUCAGAACAGUAACAAUGACGGGUGGUGUUGUCUUCAUAAUAUUUGCCUUCUCAGCACUAAUGUUCAACAUUGACUGAAAAGAAUCUGCCCCAGUACCACCAUGCCAACCAGUGUCACAGGAACAUUUUGUUUUAGAUAGAUAUUAAAUAGCAGGGAACAUUUUGUUUAAAACAUUUUGAUUUGCAACACUAUGACAUAUUUUUCACUAUUAAAGCACUUUUUAAUACUUGAAAUCGGACAUUACUUUAGAUUUUAUUAUUCAUAAUAUUCAUUUCUGUACCUCAAAGCAGGGCUAGCUCUGGCACUCGCCGAAUUCACCAACUGUGAAUUUUGAAAGCAGUUGGCGAAUUUUAUUUUAAUUUGGCGAAAACAAUUCAUAUAAUAAUUGACAUUAACUGUUGAAUUCUGCAAUUUUUGAAGUUUAAUAGACAAUUUGGCGAAAUGUUUUGCUCACCCAGAGCUAGCUCUGCAAAGUAUUGAUGGUCAUCCUGGUGUUUCUGAUGCUCUACAAAAUACAUUUUUCAUAUUUUUUAAAAUGCAUGUACCUCUGAGAAGUAAUGUUUAUGAAGACAAGCUGUCGUCUAUUUUUUAUGGAUAUUACCCCAUUUCAGCAUUACAGACUCUUUGUUUCACUCCAUUGUAACUUUAUCCAAAUGUGCUACAGGUUUGUAAAUUAAUCAAGCUUAGUGUCCAUUCUCACGACUUGAAACUAGAGUGUGUGAGUUUAAUGUUUUAGAAUUGUGGAGUGAUAUCUGAAAGAUGCAUAGCGAAAUGCACUGCGAUACUGAAAAUAAUGUUCCCUGUUACAGUGUAUGGAUGACAAAAUGCUAGUACUGAAUGUUUACUGAUAAUAUUUAUACAUUUUGUGAAAGUAAAAUACAAUUUUAAUUUUUUAAUGAAUUUAUUUUAUAUACAUUUUAUGUUUAUAUCAAAGCUAGGGUACAUUGAUUAUUUUUGUUUUUCAGACUUGAAAAUGCAACAUUUAAAGUGCAUGCUAGCUUUUGAAUGUGUGUGUUUGAUUUUAUUUUUUAAAAUUUCAGUUGUUUUUAUUGAUGUACACUAGUUGCAUUAAAAUUACUUCGAAAAUUCUGAGAUUAAUCAUUAGAUAUGGUACCUACUUUACAAAGAUUUUAGUCCAUCAAGUUAAAAAUAGCAUAUUUUCAUAACUGACAAAUUAUUAUUAUUGUAUUAUUUUAGUGGAGUGACCUGUUAUAAGUUUAUUAUUAAUUUUUUUUAUUAGACCAAAAAAUGUCGUCAUCAGUUUUUAGCAUCUUAUGGCCACCAAGAAUAAGCUACCAUCUUUUCACAUCACUUAUACCAAUACUUACCCAGCUUUAUGUGUCUAUGCAUGGAAUUGAAGCUGAAGGAGAUCUCAUGAAUUUGUGAUUCACGUGACCUCUCGAUAGUGUUGUAUUUUUCACAGAAUGUAUUGUGACAUAGUAUGAUAGAAAUUGUAUAUAACUGCAUGGAGUAAUUAAUGGUGGUAUGCAACCUAAAACUGAUAACCCACCUCAUUAACCUGAGAUAGUUUUUAUCCUGCAAUCCAAUGAAAUGAGUAGGCAGUGUCUGGGACUGACACUAGAUAUUGCUAGUGUCCUAACUACAAAUCUUGCUGGUACAAUUAAGAGAAAAUAAUUAUUAUAUCUGUUUUCUGGUGGUCACUUACCAUUAUUCAACUUUUUAGAAGUUCAUAUAACAUUAACAAUGUAGCACAUAUUAUACUUAAUAAUGCAUUUCUUUGAUAACAAAUAAAUUGCAAUGGUGGUGUAUGGGGAAAUUGCCAUACCAGUUAUUUUUACAAUCUUGAACUAUGUUCAACUUGUUUACUCAUUGGUUUGAUGUAUUUGUUAAAAUGUUUAAACAUUUGAUAACAAAUAAAUUGCAAUGGUGGUGUGUGGGGAAAUUGCCAUACCAGUUAUUUUUACAAUCUUGAACUAUGUUCAACUUGUUUACUCAUUGGUUUGAUGUAUUUGUUAAAAUGUUUAAACAUUUGUUUAUAAUUGCUUAAGUAUCAGUUAUAACUUCAUUUUUUAUGUUAAAACAAUUUUAUUCAGUAGUUUAGUUGUGGUACCAAGGUCUGUAGUCAUAUGUGUUGCUAUGACAAUAGAAAUAUCGUUUGUUGGUCCCAAACAGAGGUGGGGGAAUUGUACUGUUUUCUAACUUUGAUAACCCCUUUUUUUUUUACAAUCUUAAAAAAGCAAGCAAGUCUUGCAGCAUGCCAUGUUUUUAAGAUGUUAAAUUAGUCAUAUCUAUUAUUAUUUUUAAAACUCCUAAUUCAUAAAUAAAUGAUAUGUUAUGUUUACCAAGAUAUACAAUUUUAUUUUAAUAUUCUAUAGUCUAAAGGAAACAAGUUGAAUCAGGCUUGUAUGAAAUAAUAAAUACUUUGCUAAUAACAUCAUAUUCUAUCAAUGCAAAGAGUGAUUUCAAAAUAAACAUCAUAUUAUUCUAUCAUGCAAAGAGUGAUUGCAAAAUAAAAUUAUCUAUAUUGCAGUACCAAAUGCAGUAGUGUAAGAUAUAUAUAUAUAUAUAUAUAUAUAAAUUGUGUCCUAAUUUCCUCAUAAUUCUAUAAAUAAUUUUGAGGACUAAUAAAAUCAAAAGUGUAAAUAAUUAUUUGCAGACCAAACUACAGACAAAACCCCAGUUAUGUGAUAUAUUGUGCUGAUGUGACAACAGUUUUGUAUAUUUUUCUUCUAUUAUUUAUGAUUGUGAGAGAUUAGAGGUCGUUCAUAAUAAUCAAUAUUCAUAUGGUCAUACAGAACAUAUUAAGAUCCCUCGAUCUCCAAUCUCCCUUACAUAGUAUAGCUACUUGUCCAGCAUUUUCGGUGAUACUUGUAGCAACCCCCCCCCCCCAUUCCUACCAAACAGAAAAAGGAGAAACCCCCCAAACAUUUUGGAAUUGCAAAUAAUCACAUCAAAUGGGAUGCAGUCAUUCUCAGUAACCAAAGGGGUGUGAUGUAGCACAUUGGGGUUUCCUCAACACAGCCUGUGUUCCAUGAUUGGUUGUAUCAAAGGCUAUGAUGUGUACUGCCUGUCUAAGAAAAUACAUAAAAAGAUCCCUUGCUACAGUAGCAGUAGCCUACUGGGUGGUAGUAGCAGUAUCCCAAUUCACGAAGCUCUCUUUAGCAGCAUCACUUUCCCUUUUAUAUCUAUUUGCAUUGGAUUGUGAGAUCACAGUUACAGGAGUUUGAUGUAUUAGACCCCAGAUGUCUUCUCUUACUUUCUAGGCCAAGUGUAAUAAAAACUCUGUGUUAGACGGCAAAUAAUUAAAGUUAAAUAUUCCUUUCUUUUCCUUUUAAACAUCCAUCAUGACCAGCAACAAAGCGUUUUUUCUUUUUCCCCAUUAGAGAGAAUUUCAAUAAACCAACUAGCCAUAAAAUUGUAAUUAUGUUUAGUGGCACCCAUCCUGUAUGAUUAUUUCUGAGACAACUCAUAGCCUCCUUCGCCCACCACCAAUAUACACAUUUGAUACUAUAAUUUUAGAUGACCUGAUAAUGAUUAUAGAAAUUGUAUACUCUAUUAAUGGUGUUAAAACAGAGUAUAUUGUAUUAGUUAUAGAAUAACAACACUUGGUCAUGAGUCACCUACCACUAUUUAGGAAUAACAAACAAUUUGAUUAAUUAAUUAGACAGUGCUAUUUGGUAUUAUUGUUUGUAAAUAAUUAACUAUUCAGUGACAUUUUUUAAAUCAGAUAUGUAAGUUAUAUAAUUUGUGACUAUGAUAUAGAAUUAGUAGUAUUUGUAUUAUUUGUCUUGAUGUGAAUGCUGCACUUCUGCAAACUCAAGUCGGUGUCAAAUGUUUUCAGAAAAAAAUAUAUACUAAUUUUAUUUUAAAAACUGUGAACACUACUAUGUAGCUGUUGUUGUAGUGAUGUAAUAUGUCAGUGACAGUUUGAUGUAAAACAAUAAUGUCGGGACUAUUUAUUAUUCUUUGGGAUUUGUGACUUUUCUUGACUACUUGCUCCUCUGGCCAGAGAGACAUUUUUCUUUAUUUCUAUUCCUGAAAUAUAUGGUCAGCUUUAGAAAAAAGUUGUUAUAGAUGUUGCCAUUACUAUAAAAAAAAAAACCCAACUUGUUGGCAUUUCUGAUCUUAAACAUUUAACUGCAGACUGCAAAUUUGCUUAGAGGAAAUAGACUGUCACCCAUGGAAAUGUUUUAUCUAUGAAUAUGCAUAGGUUUGGUGAUAGAACCUUAAAGACUGAAUUUACAAACAUCGUUGUGAGAAUUGUGUGAAUGAUUGUUGCUACUCUUCACACGAAGGUAGUCAUCUUACAGAUUUUUAGUCCAGGCCCAGAUUUUCGACAAUGUCUUAGUGCUACAAUAUCGUAAAACCAUCAUAAGCUAUGAUGUGUCAUAGUGACACCAUAGCUUGCAACUGUUUUACGAUUUCGUAGUGCUAAGAUCAGUUUAAAAAUCUGUAGCCUGGACUUUGGACUUUAAAUAAACUACCGGGUAAAGAAAAGAAUAGCAUAGUUGAACUCUCAUUUUUAAAUGAAGUAAUGUUUAUGUAAUUUAUAUUUCAUAUGUCACAAAUAGCCAUCUGUUUUAGUGAUGGUUUGCUGUGGGUUCCAUGUACCAAAUUAUGUAUAUGUUUUGUAAAAAUGGGUUUGCAUGGUGAAACGUUACCGGUAAUAAUUAUGGAACCAUAAACUAAUUAUUAAGUGUACUAUGUGUGGAAAUAUAAUGGCUAGCAAGAUCCUGAAGAACUUAACCUUAGACAUCUUGGACUUGGUUGUUUUUUGUCAUGCAUGAUCAUUUUCAUGCUUAUAUUAUUUGUAGUGAAUGUUUGAUUUGUUAAAGGUAGUAUGUGUAUAUUAAGUAGUAUGAGAAACACUUAGAUAUUUUUGGUACAUGUGUGCACUAUACAUUUAAAAUACAUGUUUAUAAUAUAUUAAUCAUAAUGUGGGCCAGACACCUAACAUACUUUAUAUAAAUAGAUUAUUGAUUGAUGAGAACCAGAUUGGUAUUCAAUUACGUACCCAUGAAAUCCUACCCUGUGAUUGCAAUCUAAAAUACAAACAUAAAAUCCAUCAUUCUAUACAUCACUCUCAGUAUAAAGCUAUCAGUCCCCUACUGUCAAACUGGAGGGGACUGUAGGUUUUUUCUCUCUCCUUUUAGCUGUUUGUCUGUAUCACAUAUGUUUUCAUGACUCUUUUUUUUAUCACAAUGUCUCAAGAUAUUGAGUUGAACAUUUUAUGCAUAUCUUUAUUAUGUACUGUUGCAGAUCAAGUUUGACUUUCAUGGUGAUUUAUCAAUUUUUGACAGUCAUGGGUCUUGAACUUAUCUACCAAAUUUUUUUUUGUGGACUUUUUUGCAAUGCUUCAAGAUACUGAACUGAAAUGUUUGAUAUAACUUUAUCAUGUACUGUUAUAGAUGACGUCUGACUUUUCAUGGCAAUUUACUAAUUUUUCACAGAGUUAUGUGCCUUGAACUUAGGAGAUAGAAAACAAAUGUGGGCCCGUUAGGGGACAUGUAUUGCUUUUUCAGUACUCUUAGAAUCCUUGGUUUUCUCAGAAACCACAGUGCUAUUUAUAGCACAUGGUCACUGGGAAUAGCUACAGAAAUAAGUAAACAAUGACACCUCCUUUAUGUUUUUAACAAAAAAAUAAUCUAAACAUUCUUUAAAAUCAUUACAGACACUGUGAUGACUAAUUUAGAAUAUUGGUUAACAUUAUGCGGUCUAAUAAGACUUAAAAACAAUAAAAUUGUGGUCCACAGUGCUGUAAUGUUGCACCUAAAUAAAUUCACAUUUUGUUGGUAUGAAGUAGUAUAAUAUUCAAAUAUAUCUUAGCUUGCCUAAAGAUGUCACAUUAAUUGAAAGAAUAUAAACAGUUAUCACAAAUAAAUAUACUGCUAUAUUCAGUGUUAAAAUUUUUAACACUAUAUUCAGACUGGCCUCGGUGGCAUCGUGGUUAGGCAUCGGUCUACAGGCUGGUAGGUACUGGGUUCGGAUCCCAGUCGAGGCAUGGGAUUUUUAAUCAGAUACCGACUCCAAACCCUGAGCGAGUGCUCC